AUGGGCAGCCUCUCUGAGAAGAUGGGCCCUCUUCCUCUUCCCCUGCUGUUCUUUCUCCUAUGCUCCAGAUCCGAAGCUGGGGAGAUCAUUGGGGGCACAGAAUGCAAGCCUCACUCUCGCCCCUAUAUGGCCCACCUGGAAAUUGUCACUGCCCAGAAUGAAGUAGCACAUUGUGGUGGUUUCCUGAUAAGACGGAACUUUGUGCUGACAGCUGCUCACUGUGCAGGAAGGUCUAUAAUGGUCACCCUUGGAGCCCAUGACAUAAGGAAGAAAGAAGACACAUGGCAGAAGCUUGAGGUCAUAAAACAAUUCCCUCAUCCAAAAUUUGAUCACACUCUUACCCUUCACGACAUCAUGUUACUAAAGUUGAAUGAGAAAGCCAACCUGACUCUGGCCGUGGGGACACUCCCUCUUCCACCCCAGUUCAACUUCAUCCCACCUGGGAGAAUGUGCCGGGUGGCUGGCUGGGGAAUAACAGAAGUAGGGAAAUCAGGCUCCAACACUCUGCAAGAGGUGAAGCUGAGACUUAUGGAUACCCAGGCCUGCAGACACUUCCAAGAUUUUGACCCCAAUCUUCAGCUGUGUGUGGGCAAGCCCAAAAAGAGAAAAUCCGUAUUUAAGGGAGACUCAGGGGGCCCUCUUCUGUGUGCUGGGGUGGCCCAGGGCAUUGUCUCCUAUGGACAGUGGAAUGCCAAGCCCCCUGCUGUCUUUACCCGGAUCUCCCAUUACCGGCCUUGGAUCAAUAAGGUCCUGAAGGAGAAUUAACCCUGGAGCUUGGGCCAGUCCAAGAUGAAAUCUUAACAGGACCUGAGCAGGUUCUCUACAUCACAGACUGUGGAGCUGCCUUUGAUUCCUACGAAAGUCCUGCCACACCCCUAAUCCUCA
Messenger RNA from Artibeus jamaicensis (Jamaican fruit-eating bat), 885 nucleotides. Its product is annotated as chymase-like. Bases 1 to 765 code for a protein of 254 amino acids. The transcript has 5 exons. Gene Ontology annotation, cellular component: cytoplasm; intracellular membrane-bounded organelle. The record is from RefSeq and is a predicted model, not a curated record. NCBI's taxonomy places the organism in Eukaryota, Metazoa, Chordata, Mammalia, Chiroptera, Phyllostomidae. Gene Ontology annotation, molecular function: serine-type endopeptidase activity. Gene Ontology annotation, biological process: proteolysis.